Molecule: messenger RNA, 1155 nt
Organism: Aspergillus niger
Lineage: Eukaryota; Fungi; Ascomycota; Eurotiomycetes; Eurotiales; Aspergillaceae
Exons: 4
Coding region: 1-1155 (384 amino acids)
Molecular function (GO): actin binding
Source: RefSeq, a predicted model, not a curated record
AUGCCUCCCCCUCCGCCGCCGCCGCCGCCGCCCGGAGGGAUGGGAGGUCCUCCCCCGCCUCCUCCCCCUGCGGGCAAUCUGCCCAGCAGACCCUCUGGUUCAGCAGCGAAGGGUCGGGGCGCACUGCUUUCCGACAUCCACAAAGGCGCAAAGUUGAAGAAGACCGUGACCAACGACAGAUCGGCACCCAUGGUCUCAGGAGGAGGCGCGAAACUACGAAGCAACAGCGAUACUGGUUCAGGAGGUGAUGUAGUGGCGGGCGCCCCGGCGGCGCCUCAACUUGGAGGCCUCUUUGCUGGAGGCAUGCCCAAGUUGCGUAGUCGGGGAGGCGUUGACACCGGAGCUAAUCGCGACUCCCCAUAUCGAUCAGAUACGGAUGGUUCGCGGAGCGCUCCCCCGCCCCCUGCUAUGUCCGCUCCCAAACCGCCAGGUGCUCGCCCUCCGCCACGGCCCCCUGCGACAGAAUCCGCCCCUGACGCUCCCCCACGCGCACCGCCACCAUUGCCCGGCUCCGCCAAAGGCCCGCCGCCUCCUCCAGUAUCUACAAGAAAACCCUCUGCUCCUGCUCCUCCUCCACCUCCACCCCCAUCAGCUAGCCCAGCUGCACCUCCGCCACCGCCCCCGCCGGCUUCUGCUCCCCGACCUCCCCCGGCGCCAUCACGCUCUACACCUCCUCCCCCUCCCCCUCCUGGCGCCUCUGCUCCACAGCCGCCGAACGGAACAGCUGCUGCGUCCAUCGCCGUACAAGCUGCCAGAAAUGCUUUGGGACACGCGCCGCCACCUCCCCCACCAGCGGCUUCGGCCCCAGCAGCACCUCCUCCGCCUCCUCCCAGUGCUCCCCCCGUCGCCCCUCCUAGCGAACCACUGUCGCGGCCCUCACCUCUGCCGUCUGCCAUAGCACCCCCUCCACCUCAUCAACCAGACCGUUCUACCCUGGACCCGAGCGCCUAUACCCUCAGCAACGGCGGGCCGUCACCGGGAACAAGCCCUCGCAGUCCAGGCGGACAUGGCAUCAUGCGGGUGGAUGAUCACCGGUUUAAGUUCCAGAGCGAAGGCUUGUUGCCCAAGCCCCGACCAUUUGUGGGAGGCACCAGGCGGUAUCGGGCUGGGCGAGGCAGCAGUGUGCCAUUGGACCUGAGCGCAUUGGUUGGAUAA